Protopolystoma xenopodis is the source of this 309-nucleotide messenger RNA. The record is from the annotation of a GenBank genome assembly. NCBI's taxonomy places the organism in Eukaryota, Metazoa, Platyhelminthes, Monogenea, Polystomatidea, Polystomatidae.
AUGGUUGACUUUCCCCUUCCUAUCCUUGGCAUGCAGAUUGAGCCAUUUUCAUCUCCUCCUGUUCCAGAUCCUAAUGUUUACGGCUUGCAGGCUAAUGCCGAAGAGGAUGAGACGGAGCUGGGUAGCAUGGAGAGCCGAAAGCACGUGAUUCUGCAUAUUCUUUCGCAGCUUAAGCUUGGAAUGGAUCUUACAAAGGUUAGAGUAAUCUACUAUGAAUUCUUUAACAUUAAAGAUGUUAUUGGUUUUAAUUGUUGGUGUGCGGCAGUCCCUUCUUCAUUUUUGUUAGCAAGGCUCUCAUUAACUCUUUAG